Labrus bergylta (ballan wrasse) is the source of this 5675-nucleotide messenger RNA. RefSeq names its product zinc finger protein 493. The record is from RefSeq and is a predicted model, not a curated record. Lineage: Eukaryota; Metazoa; Chordata; Actinopteri; Labriformes; Labridae. Gene Ontology annotation, molecular function: RNA polymerase II cis-regulatory region sequence-specific DNA binding; DNA-binding transcription activator activity, RNA polymerase II-specific. Gene Ontology annotation, biological process: regulation of transcription by RNA polymerase II. Gene Ontology annotation, cellular component: nucleus.
CGCUGCUACCUAACGCAAAGUGUGCGUGAGACAGCUAACCCUAGCCUACAGUUAAUCUUUUAUUAAUUUAAGAAUUUAACAUAACUACGCUACUUGCUCCGCAGGCGUAUUUAUGGUUUUUCCCGUAUUGAGUCGGGUGAUUGCAGUUUAAAAAAAUAAAAAUAAACAGGGGUGGCGGCGUGAUGCUAACGAGAGCAGGCUAAAGUGAGCUAGCAGUACUAAACAGAGCCAAGAUGGACGGAGCUGCUGCGGCUGAUGCGGUCAGAGAGGACGGAACUGAGAAGAAACACCACAAUGGAGACUCAGCAUCUGAAAACAGUGUGUGUGCAUCGGCUGAGGACACUGCUGAAAGGGUUGGGGUUUUCUCCUGUGGGGAUUGUGGAGCAGCCUUCAGAGAAGAGGCAGCCUACUUGGAGCAUCAGCAUCUGCACCUGCAAGAAAAAAAAUAUUUAGACAAACCAUUUGAUGGUUUUCAUGAUGCAGAAAAGGACAGAGACACGGCUCAUUUCUGCACUUUAUGUUCAAUCUCAUUUGUUGAAUUAAAUGAGUUGCACUUGCACAUGGAGAAGGAACAUGGUGAAAGCUCCCAAAAGGACUCCAGUGUUGAACUAAACACUGGGAAAACAAAUCAACACACAUAUGAAUGCAGUGACUGCGGGAAAUGUUACGGUGUGCUCGGACACUUUCUCAACCAUCAGCGAUCACACACGCUAGCCUCAAAAUCUGUUUUUCAUGACCUUGAACAUUUGAAGAAGAAGUCAUUUCAGUGUGAGUCUUGCGGCCGGAGUUAUUCACGUGCCUCAGCUCUUGAUGCACAUCGUCGUUGUCACGAGGAAAAGCUCGUAAAGGCACGCAACAGGAGUUCAGGAGAUUCAUUUCCCGUUGAUGAGUCAACGGUUGAUGCCAAGCCCACUAUAGACCAGACCAACAACACUCCGGAAAAACCUUUCAAGUGUUCAUGUGGAAAAGCAUUUCCUGCUCUGGUGCGUCUUAAAACACAUCAAAGAUUCAGCCGCAACAUGCUAUGCUCUCCAGAGGAAAUGAGAGAAAAACCAAAGAAAAUCUGCAGUGAGUUUCACUGUAGUGAGUGUAAUAAGGCUUUUCAUAGUCAUAUAGCCCUCUUCAAUCAUCAGCGAUGGCAUUCUAAUAUCUCAAAUGAUCCUGCAAAAAGGUUUCCAUGUGAAUUAUGUGGAAAAGUAUUUAUGACUCUAACAUUCUACAACAGACAUCAGCGCAUGGCGCACAGUGAUGAGACCCCUGCAAAGUCUUUUCUUCAUCAAGUGUGUCAGCUGCAAAAGAAAGCAUUUGAAUGUAAAGAUUGUGGGCUUAAAUUCUCCAGGGCUUCAGCACUUCACUCCCAUCAGAUCCACCACACAGAAAAUUUUAGAGAAACAGAGAAGGGGGGCAAUAUCUCCCUUCCUCCCCAACAGAACAGUCCAGAAAGUGAGAGAAAAGACACUGAGCAGGAACAAAAGGAACCAGAGAACGUGAUUCCUACCAGUGUGUCAGAAGAAGACUUGGAUGUAGUUGAGAUGGAUGAAGAUGCUGAGAGCUAUGAACCUGGGGACUUUAAUGUACAGGUGAUAAGUGCAAGUGAAUCUGAGGACGAACCAGCCCAAGACUUGAAUCCUGAUCUGGAGCUUCUGUGCGAAUCAGAUCAUGAACAAAGAGAUGAUUGUGACACUGGAAACCUCCACAGCAGAAUCUUUUCAAAACCAGAGAUGGAUUUGAAAAUUGUACAAAUUGACUUCGAGCCAUCUGACAUGCAGAGUGCACCGAUUGAGAGCGAGCCGGCGAAUUACACAACUGGGGAAAGAUUUGAUUGCCCAGAUUGUUACCGGUGGUUUACUAGUGCUUCAUCACUGCGUGUUCACAGAAUGUGGCACAGCAUCCGUAAGAGAAGACAACAGCCUCAAGGUCAGUCAGCGUCAGUUCACACAAACGACACGUACGGCCACGAAGCCAGUAGCUUUGCAGCACACUACAGUCACAUUCAUCAACACAAUAAUCAAAACACAAAUGAUGACUUAAUGUAUCAAACAGAGGGCUCAGAAAAGAAACAUUUGGCAUGCAAUGAGUGUGGUAAAGGCUUCUCGCGAUUAUCUGCUUUAGUCUCUCAUCAGUUGCACCAUCCCAAAAAAAAACAAUUCCAAUGCCCUGAUUGCAUGAUGUCUUACUCCUAUGCUGCGAGCUUAUUUAACCAUAUGAAAAACUGUUCUGCACAGAAGAAAGAGAACAUUUCUGUCACUAAAAAAGAGUACAAUCCAAAGAAAACCCUUUUAGGCCCAAAGAUUUAUCAUUGUGAACAGUGCGGGAAGGGUUUUUGGUCUCUGGGAGCUUACUCACAUCACAAGCAAAAUCCAAUUCAAUGUGUAGAUUUAAGGCUAAGAAAAGGAGUUUCAGGUUCUUUACACUCAGUUAAUAGACACCCUCGCUCCAGUGUUAAGGUUGCUUGUCCAGUGUGCGGUAUGAAGUUCCGUCACAAGGGCAUCAUGGCAUUACACAUGCGAAAACACGAAAACGGAAAUCACAAAUGUGAACUGUGCAACAGGUCGUUUCGUCUUUUUUCCAGCCUCCUCAGACACCAGGUAGUUCAUAAUGACCAGUUACUCCCACCGCCCAUUAAGUCUUUUCAGCAUCAGGUGGAGCAGUUAAAAAAGAACACAUACAGCUGUCCUGACUGCGGGAAGCUUUUUUCCCGGGCCAAAGCUCUUCAGUUUCACAUGAAGAGCCACGGCUACGAGACCUCACACUCGCCAUCGUCGCCCAGAUCCUCUGUUGCUCUGGAGGAUCUCCAGUGUGCAACAUGUCUUGCACAUUUCAACAACAAGGCCUCUUUGAGGGCUCAUCAGAAACUUUGCAAGAAAAGAGAAGUUCAAUCUGUUGAUUAUAAGGUUGAGCCCCUAGAGAAUGAUAACCAGAAUAAUAUGGAGGCUAGGACACAGGAAAUGUCUAAGCAAAAGUCCUUUAGGCAUGAAAUUGGAAGUGAGGAGCAAAAUAUGGGAAAUGAAACAGGCAACUUAAAAAACUCAAGAACAACCAAUUUGAAAUACAAAUGCAAAAAGUGUGACAGAAGCUUUUCAGUGAUUGGAGCAUUAAAUUUGCAUAAACGAAUUCAUGUAGAGGGUUACAAACCUGUAGUAAAAACAAAAUUGUCUAUGUCGGUUAUAAAUAAAUUUAAACAGGAAGACUCGAGUAAAGGACUAUUUCACUGCUCAGAAUGUGGGAGGCGAUUCAUGUCAAACUCAGCCCUUGGCUCCCACAAAAGAUGGCACAAAGAAAAGAAAAUUUCACGGGCUUUGCUAAAAGAUGAUGAUUUCAAAUCUGUCAGCCAGAAGACUGAAGGUGGACCUUUUCAUUGCAACCAAUGCAGCAAACAGUUCUUUAACCAUUGUGUUCUUCAGCGCCACCAGAUGUUUAAUCAUCAGUGUCAAACCAAAACUGAGCCAGAGCCUGAUGCAGACAGAAGUACCAUGAGCAGCAGUACACUGAAAAAUCCUGAGUUGUCAUGCCCAGAAUGUAAAAAAACAUUUGUGAAGCACUCACUUCUUGCUGCUCACUUUGAAAAUGAGCAUGGUAAAACUUGCACGGCUGCACACCUUCAAGAGGACGGACCCAUCUUGGUUGACCAGCUCCCCCAGCAGGUGGAUGUGAACUCUAAUAAGAGUGAGUCCAUGUCAUCAACUCUGAAGCACAAAGUGCACCAAUGUCCCCUCUGCUCUAUGACUUUUGCUAAAGCAAGAGGUCUGCGUGCACACAGAUGGCAGGUUCACUCGAACAGCAAAAAAAGCAAGAAAAUGAUUAUUUUGAGCAAAAAGACACCCAUUGCCUCAAGUAGGGACCUUAGAGAGAAGGGGGAUUCAUCAGUUACAGAAAAUGCUAUUUCAGCAGUGAAAAAUAGCUCCGUCGACAACGAGGAGAAGAAAACUAGAUUGGACCCCUCGCCUGUGAAAUUGAAUUCAUGCCUUGACAGUGGAGAGCAGUGCAGUCCUGCAGGCACCCGCUUAGACCAGAAGAAAGCGUACCUGGAGGUAAAACAUGAGCCUAAUGAAGGGAUCCAAUCUCCCGACACAUCCGCAGACAGUUCACAAUCUCUUGGCCGCUUGUCUGAGCAUGCAGCCAAAUGCCUCUUCAAGUGUGAUAAGUGUGGGAAAGCUUUCCAAACAGAGGAACAACUAGGAAGCCAUAAGACCAAGGCAAAGAGCCGGCCAUAUUGUUGCGCCCUGUGCUGCCAAGGCUUUUGGACUGAGAAUCAGCUGCAGCAACAUCUUGCCUGGCACGAUGAAGUCCGGUGUCGUCUCCCGAACGAAGUCCGCUUUAGGCUCAGCGCUGCUUUGAGCUCUAGGCCUCUUAAACCAAUAAUGCCCUCUGCUGACACCAAAGGAAAGUCCUUUCCAUCCUUUUCAGUGACACCAGAAAGCCUGUCACAAAACAGCCACAAGUGCCAACAAUGUGGCAAAACCUUCCUUUCACCAUCUGCGUUACAGAAACACGAAACUCAGCACUGUAACAAUGACUCGUAUCACUGCUCUAUUUGCCCCAGGACCUUCAGUGAAAUACAGGACCUUAUUGAUCAUCACCAGGAAUGUAUUGGUGGUUACAGAAAGCAGAGUGAUGCACCUGCUGCUGUCUCAUCUGGAGAUACCAGUGGCCUUCCUUGCCUCGAAUGUGGGACUACUUUUUGCCUAGAAACUGAUUUGCACCAGCACUAUACUGAACACGCCCGGAAAGCGUGUUAGACUGAACUACCUGAAAAGGACUAAGAUGAGUUGAAGACACUGCAAGAGACUUUUUUGACUAGAGACUAAGACUAUUUUGUUUUGCUGAGGUAGACAAACGCUUUCCCGUUUUGAUUGUAUAUUUAAGAUUCUUUAUGUUGUUAAGUUCUUGAGGUAAAAUUCCUUUACCUGGGCUGUUAUUUACACUGGAAUAGUACAUGUUUAAAUGUUAAAGAGAACCUCUGUAAAGUUGUGUUUAGAUCACAUAAAAGGAGUUAAAUUUAACCAUUUGAUUUUCUUCAGUUUGAUCUCUUUGCCCUGGUUUUUCUCCUCCUGGUUAUGUGAUAUGCUAUAUGUAUGGUACAUCAUAUCUAGAUGUAGUAAAAAAAAAUCUGCAACAUUUGUGCAUGUAACCUAAAUCUUGCAAAAAUGAAUGUGGCAAACUACUUAUAACAAAGCUUUUGAAGAUACUGAAAACACUCAUGUGUAGCUGUUGUGAUCACUUUUACUGAGGGUUUGCAGAACAAUAUAUUCUCUGCCCAGUAACGAGAGAAGACAUGAAAUUCAAUAAUCUGCAUUUUUAUGGUAAACUGGUCGAAUGAAAGAAGUGAUUUUGAAGAUUACAGCCAAUAACUACUAGAAAUCCAACUUCACAAUCAAGUAAUCGUGUGAUGUGUACAAGAUGUUUAGCAUUAACUGUUUUUAAAAGCUCCAGUGGUAGCUUCCUCCUGGAAAGAGUAUUGAUGACUAAAACUAAAUGAUGCUUUCAUGUCGAGUGGUUGUUAAUAAGUUGUAAGAUGGAAAGGAGUAUUUACAUUGUAGCAGAGGUGUUAUAUAUUAAUAGGAUUUCUCUAGGUGACUAACAUGUCCCAUUAGACUACCUGUUUAACUUGUUUAUGAAACAAAGAUGAAAACGUUCUCUUGAAAGUUCAAAUAAAUUGACUAAUUUCUCCUGAA